Molecule: messenger RNA, 1079 nt
Organism: Calypte anna (Anna's hummingbird)
Lineage: Eukaryota; Metazoa; Chordata; Aves; Apodiformes; Trochilidae
Gene: TEX261
Product: testis expressed 261
Exons: 6
Coding region: 121-711 (196 amino acids)
Biological process (GO): endoplasmic reticulum to Golgi vesicle-mediated transport
Cellular component (GO): endoplasmic reticulum membrane; Golgi membrane; COPII-coated ER to Golgi transport vesicle
Molecular function (GO): COPII receptor activity
Source: RefSeq, a predicted model, not a curated record
UAGAGCGGCCCAGAGCCGGGCCGCGGGGUUCGGUUCCCUUCGGUUCGGUUCGGUCCGGUCCGGCCUGGCCCGUUCCCCCCCCCCCAUCCCCUCCCCAUCCCUUCCCGUCCCCUCCCCGCCAUGUGGUUCAUCUACGCGCUCAGCUGGCUGUCCCUGCUCAUCCAGGUGGCCUUCGUCACCCUGGCCAUCGCUGCUGGGCUGUACUACCUGGCAGAGCUGAUCGAGGAGUACACGGUUGUCACCAGGAGGAUCAUCAAGUACAUGAUCUGGGUCUCCUCAGCCAUCCUGGUGGGGCUCUACCUCUUUGAGCACUUCCCCGGGUUCAUGGUGGGCGUGGGGCUCUUCACCAACCUGGUUUACUUCGGGCUGCUGCAGACCUUCCCCUUCAUCAUCCUCACCUCCUCCAACUUCAUCCUCUCCUGCGUGCUGGUUGUCUUCAAUCACUACUUGGCCUUCCAGUACUUUGCAGAGGAGUAUUACCUGUUCUCUGAGGUCCUUGCCUACUUCACCUUCUGCCUCUGGCUCAUCCCCUUCGCCUUCUUCGUCUCCCUCUCAGCUGGAGAGAACGUUCUGCCCUCCACUGUGCAGCCUGGGGAUGAUGUGGUCUCCAACUAUUUCACCAAAGGGAAGAGAGGGAAACGCUCGGGGAUCCUCCUGAUCUUCUCCUUCAUCAAGGAAGCCAUCCUGCCCAGCAGGCAGAAGAUCUUCUGAGCCCACCUCACCCCACUGCAGACCUGAACUGUCUGGGGGGGCCCUGGCCUCCCCCCACCUCCUCCUCACCCCUCCAGCAGGGAUUUUCCUGGGUGCUGGCUGGAGGGACACAGACACACGGGGAGAGGCUGGUCCUGUCCUGCUGAUCCCCCCCAGGAGGAUCUGGGGCUCCAGCUGAGCUCUCCCCACCCCCCCAGGAGGAUCCAAACCCCCCUCCCCCCUGUGAUGCUGCCCCCCCUGCUCUGGGAUCCGGGUUUCCAGGCAGGAGUUUGGCACCUGGGUGUGGGGUGGCUGAGGGGGAAAUGGUUCCCUGGGGGUGGCAGCAGAGUCUGAGGUUUUCUGAGGUUUACACAGAGCCAUUAAUUAAA